Messenger RNA from Triplophysa rosa, 3713 nucleotides. RefSeq names its product teleost multiple tissue opsin 2b (gene tmtops2b). Gene Ontology annotation, cellular component: membrane; photoreceptor outer segment. The transcript has 4 exons. NCBI's taxonomy places the organism in Eukaryota, Metazoa, Chordata, Actinopteri, Cypriniformes, Nemacheilidae. The coding region runs from base 466 to 1587 and encodes 373 amino acids. Gene Ontology annotation, molecular function: G protein-coupled receptor activity. Gene Ontology annotation, biological process: G protein-coupled receptor signaling pathway; visual perception. The record is from RefSeq and is a predicted model, not a curated record.
GGUAACAGCUUUGAUGCGAAUGAGACAUGGAUACGUUUGCCUUUGCAAUUCUAUCAAGUAAAAAAAAGGAAAAAGCAAGUAGCCUUUAAACGGACUUCACACGAUUAACAACAACUCCACUUUUCUUUCUAUGUCUUUAUAAUUAUCUGUUUAGGUUGUUGCGUGGCGCGCACCAAAUAGCAGUCAAGAGUGACAGACACCGAGGGGGUUUUAUUCUUUUGACAGAAAUAACUUAUAUCGUUCUAAUUCAAAUAACCUCUGUUUUUAAAAAGUAAAUGUGACUAAAUAGUGACAUGUUUAACCAGCGUGAGGCACAUCUGUCUUAUUUGACAGUGGCAGCAGUGCGCUUUAAGUCGUAACAGUGUCAAUAAGAUAAUGACGCGCACGGCUGAAGUGAGGCGUUCACUGAAGAUCAUGUGAGUCUUGCCUGAAGAAAUCCAAUAGUAAUUUCUUACUAUUUCAAAGAUGUUUUCGAUGAACACGAGCGGAGAAGACCCGUUAACUUUUCCGUACGAGGACUCGCGCGACUCACCGGUGGAGACGCUCUCUCGGGAGGGAUUCAUCGCGCUGUCCGUGGUGCUGGGAUUGAUCAUGACUUUCGGCUUCUUGAAUAACUUCAUCGUCUUAGUCCUCUUCUGUAAGUUUAAAAAGCUUCGGACUCCGGUGAACUUGCUUUUGUUAAACAUCAGCGUCAGUGACAUGCUGGUGUGUGUGUUCGGGACGAGUCUGAGCUUCGCGUCCAGUGUGCGGGGACGGUGGCUGCUCGGGCGACGCGGAUGCAUGUGGUACGGUUUCAUCAACUCCUGCUUCGGCAUCGUGUCUCUGAUUUCCUUGGUGGUUUUGUCCUACGACCGCUACAGGACAUUAACAGUGUACCAUAAACACGGUCCAGAUUAUCGUAAACCUCUGCUGGCGGUAGGAGGUUCCUGGCUGUACUCGUUGAUCUGGACUGUGCCCCCCCUUCUGGGCUGGAGCAGUUAUGGGCUAGAGGGGGCAGGAACCAGCUGUUCUGUAUCAUGGAUCCAACGCACCGCACAGUCUCAUGCCUACAUCAUCUGCCUGUUUAUAUUCUGCCUGGGCAUUCCAGUGCUCAUCAUGGUCUACUGCUAUGGGAGACUGCUUUACGCCGUCAAGCAGGUUGGGAAGAUUCGCAAGAUGGCAGCUCGUAAAAGGGAAUACCAUGUUUUAUUUAUGGUCAUCGCCACUGUGGUGUGCUACCUUCUGUGCUGGAUGCCAUACGGCAUCGUAGCCAUGAUGGCUACAUUUGGCCGGCCGGGAAUCAUCUCAGCCGUGGCCAGCGUGGUGCCCUCUCUCCUCGCCAAGAGCAGCACAGUCAUCAACCCGCUAAUAUACAUCCUCAUGAACAAACAGUUCUACAAUUGCUUCCGACUCUUGUUUUGCUGUCAGAAAGUGUCGGUGCAGAACGGUCACUUCAUUAUGCCCUCAAAGACCACAUUCAUUCAGCUCCACCGCAGAGUCUACAGCAACACAGUAGCCUGCACCGCACAGAUCUCCACUGGAAUCCACAAUCAUGAGUGCAGCACACCUCUGACGGAGGGAACAAACCCACCACAGGUCACCACCUGAGCCCAGCAAUCCUGCUCCAAAACACUCACUGCUGUCUGCUGCAUAUUCUGUCACCUCUGCCAUGAUGUUGAAAUCUCAUCACAUUAUGUGGGACACCGUGCAUUAUUGUCAACCCUACUGUUCUUUAUUGAAUGUAGCGGUUGAAUCUUAUUCUGUUGUGUCUGUGUUUAUCUUAUCCCCACAGUUUAUCUUUACUGUGCUUCUUUGUUCCUUUACUAUGAGCUUGCUUGCAACAAAAGGUGUUAGGUUCGCAGUGGUAUUUGCAGGCAACACAAACUGAGAAAAUGCGUAUCUACAGCAUAUAUACAGUAUAACUAGAUGCCUCAUUCAAGCGCUACAGACAUGUAUAUGUGUCCACCAUAUUGGAACAGUCCACUGACAUCACUCACAGUUUGUUAAACUGCCAAAACACUGCGCACCCAUGGCUGUGAAAUCCACAAGGAUUUACAUUUCCAAGAAAUGGGAUACCCUUUCGUUGUUGUCGUGUUAGUUUAGCAAAUAAAAUGAGUUUACACAACAGUAAAUACGGUUUCAUAAUCAUGCUGUACAUGCGUAUAACUAUAGUUGCAAAUGCAGUCAGGUUGCUUUUGAUUGUUCACAGACUUAAUUUUAAGAAAUAAAAUCUUAGGAUUGUCUUUCACGUGGAUCACAAGUUUUUUCUGCAGAGCAUCAUAUACUAAGGAGAGCAACAUGAUGCAACGAGUCCACGUUAUUUUUGGCGCAACUUGUUUGACGUGCACCAUCAGUACAUGGUGCACGUUUCAUUGAUUUUAAACACGUACGAUAGUUUUGUCAGAGUUUACAAUGCAGAAGCAGUGUGGUAUCAUUUGCCUGUCAAAUUAGCGCUUUAAAGCUUUAACGAAUUUGAACAGAAGUUCAGAAACAUUUGAGAAUGCACUUUAUUUGCACGCAACUCCUUUCAUGCGUACUCUGAAUUUAUCGGAAGGGAGACAGAGAAUGCACUGAUUCUAAACUUACAGUCUUGAAAGAAAAACAUUGGUACUUAUUUGAUUUAGGCCCUACAGGUUUUUAUGAUGCAGAUGUAACGUUUCUCUUAUCGUUUCUGCUGCCUGAGUGGAUGUUUUGUCCGCCCGCAGGUUAAAAUUGCAAUGUGCGGGUUGCGCACGUGCGCAGCUUAAAGAGAACAUUGGUUGUAAUAUUUCUGUGCCCAUGAUUUACAUUUUUAACAAAAAGUUGCCUGCGAGUAAACAUUAAUUAGCGGACCCCUUGCAGUUCCACCGUGGACCCCCGGUUGAAGACCCAUGGUUUAAAAUAAGCCCAAUUUUACAGAAAAAAAUUACAGACUUUGCAACACCGUACCGUUCCAAUAUGGCGGACGAUCUACUUACAGCGACCCAUUGAAACAGCUGCUAUUGCGAUAUCUAGUUAUAUAUAUCUAUGGGCGCAGUGAUACUUGCGUAAUGCAGUUAGCUGUAUUUUACAACGACUGACUGCAUUACACAACGGCUUCGUGUCAGUGGCGUGUCCAAAGGGGUGGCACCGGGUGGCAGCUGCCACACUGAAAAUGAGCUUUGCCACCUCAGUUGCCACCCCAACUGACCAUACAGUCACGACUUGGGUACUAGUGUAAUGUACAAACAAUUUUUGGAUUAGGUUUUUGGAGAGCGUUAUUUUUGCUCAAAAUCGCAAAUUUCUAAUAUUCUGAUAGAGACGCGUGUCUGUCGGCGUUUGAGCAGGCUGAUCACAGGUUGAUCUGUGAUCCGUGUGGAACGCGCCCCACUGUUCCGAUGCUUCUGACCCGUGGAUUAACUGUAAAGUUUAUCUGUCAAAGAGAUAAAGACAGUUCUAAAUGCGAUCUCUUUCCUUCUCUCUACCUCGGCGAGUUCAGUAUGAAAGCGCAUUCUAGCAUAGCGUAUUUCUUUAUUUAAAUCACUGCGUAAGGCAAAGUGUAAAGUUAAAGUACUAGUGUUGUGUAGCAUUAAAGCUGUUUGCUGCUAAUUCGACAUACAAAUGACGCCACAAAGUGUCUGUACUAGCUGUACAAGAUAAAACUAUCACAUGCGUUUAAAGUAAAUAAAGUGCGCGCUGCUGGACAAGAAAGAGCCGCAGCAGUGCAUGCUAGGAAGUGAAGACCACAUCUCUCAAUCUGACCUCAAGAGAUCCAU